AUGUAAAAUUCCUUAAUAUUUGAUUGCUUAUUUAAUGCUAAACCAGCUAUUUUGAUUUGUGACGAACAUUCAAUACUCAUUAGAAUCUAAACUGAAGAGGUUAAAUUUUACAUCUCAUUAAAUCUACAUUUGCAAUGGUAUUAUAAGAAUAAAGACCUUGAACAAUGUACUAUUGAGAAUUGUACUCUCCAAUCUUCUUCUAAAAAUUUAUCACAACUUAAAGACUAACUCAAUUCCUGUGUGAUGUACUUGGGAGCGUCCGAAAUCUAUGAGGAAUUGUAAACUAUGUCGAAAACAGAGCUCAAGGCAGUAAAUUUUAAUUUUUACCCAAGAAUCUCAUAGUCAAAUCAACUAUCAACGGAGAAAAGUUGUUUUGCAAAUUGUAUAAGAAACAAAGUGAAUUUUACUUUCUGUAAGAGGUCAAAAUUCUAAGGAAAUUGAAGAAUUGCAAAAAUAUAGUUGCCAUCAGAGAGGUUUAUGAAUCUUCAAAAUAUUAUUAUAUUAUCUUAGAAUAUUUGGAUCGCAAAUUAGAGUAGGAUUACACUCAUGAAGAAAAUCAAAAUGUUAUCAAGGUACUUACAAUUAUGCAAUUAGGAAAUCCUUACUAUAUUGGACACAUUAAAGCAAAAUAAUAUAGUUCAUGGAUAAAUUAGACCUUAAAAUUUCAUGUUCGGUAGAAAUCAAGAACUAAAAUUAAUUGGUUUUAGCAAAGCAACAAUAGAAAAUCAACCAGACACAACUGAUAUUUAUGGAUUGCAUAAAGUUAUGCUUUAUCUGUAUAACUUUGAUGCCAAGUAGAUUGAUGCCGAUUAAGGAAUUUACCCUCUAAUACCUGGUCAUGGUACCAAUUUCUUGAAAGGCCUGGUAAAUAACACUUAAUACAGGAUCAAUAUCAAACAAGCAUUGAGUCAUCCUUAUUUGAAGUGUAAUGAGACAGACCAUUAAAUAGUUUAGGAAUAGUUAUUUCCUAAAUUUAAACACAGUUUUAGUAAUUUUUAAUGAUUUUCAAAUUCUUACAUU
This is a messenger RNA of Paramecium octaurelia, 1020 nucleotides long. Lineage: Eukaryota; Ciliophora; Oligohymenophorea; Peniculida; Parameciidae. The record is from the annotation of a GenBank genome assembly.